Molecule: messenger RNA, 1209 nt
Organism: Malania oleifera
Lineage: Eukaryota; Viridiplantae; Streptophyta; Magnoliopsida; Santalales; Ximeniaceae
Product: soluble inorganic pyrophosphatase 1
Exons: 10
Coding region: 350-979 (209 amino acids)
Biological process (GO): phosphate-containing compound metabolic process
Cellular component (GO): cytoplasm
Molecular function (GO): inorganic diphosphate phosphatase activity; magnesium ion binding
Source: RefSeq, a predicted model, not a curated record
AAGAAAGGGUAGUAGAAGAAAGCAGCAGUCUACGGCUAUUUAAGAGGGAGAAGUGAAAUGGUGGGGGAGGAAAGCAGAUAACGCGUCGCUGGCCGCUGAAUGCUCUCUCUCUCUCUCUCUCUUUCUCUCUCCUCUCUCUAACAACUCUGACCGUCUCUCUCUCCUUCCCUCUUUUCUGUAUUUAUUUAUAUACCUCGUGUGCUCCACCAUCUACCCUUCCCUCCGCUUUCCUUUCUUCCUUCUUUCUUUCUGCGCCUCCUCCCCUGCUGCUGUUGUCUCCAACAAUACAGAGAUUAAUAAGAGAUUAAUAACUUGCAGUUGCAGUAUCUGCUAGAGACUUGAUGUAAAUAUGGGUGAUGAAGAUGCCACAGAAAAGCGUGCAGUUCCCCGCCUGAAUCAGAGAAUCCUCUCCUCGUUAUCAAGGAGAUCUGUGGCUGCCCAUCCUUGGCAUGAUCUCGAGAUUGGACCUGAUGCUCCACAAGUCUUCAAUGUUGUUGUUGAAAUUACGAAAGGGAGUAAAGUUAAAUAUGAGCUUGACAAGAAAACAGGGCUGAUUAAGGUUGACCGGAUCUUAUACUCAUCAGUUGUCUACCCUCAUAACUAUGGUUUCAUACCCCGAACAUUGUGUGAAGACAAUGACCCAAUGGAUGUUUUGGUCAUCAUGCAGGAACCUGUUCUUCCUGGUUGUUUUCUUCGAGCCAGGGCUAUUGGAUUGAUGCCUAUGAUUGAUCAGGGAGAGAAAGAUGAUAAAAUAAUUGCCGUGUGCGCUGAUGAUCCGGAGUAUCGUCACUACACUGACAUCAAACAACUUCCCCCGCAUCGUCUGGCUGAGAUCAGGCGCUUCUUUGAAGACUACAAGAAGAAUGAAAACAAAGAGGUUGCUGUGAACGAUUUUUUGCCUUCAGCGACUGCCCAUGAAGCUAUCCAGUACUCUAUGGAUCUCUAUGCUGAGUAUAUUUUACACAGUUUGAGAAGAUAGGCGAAGCAGGUUCUCUGCUUCAGCUUUAAUUCCGUUUCAUUGGUGAUAGCUGAUGAUCACUGCAUCAGCGUUAAAUUGGUUUUAUUGGUGAUUGCUGAUGAAGAAAGGGUGAACUUCGUUGCGUUAUUUUUUAUGCUGUAGGUACAAUUUUUGGCACUUGUUUUGGGUGAGACAAUCCUCUGAUUGAAGCAAUAAAGGAAUAAACAGUAUGGCUGAGUUGUGAACUUAAA